Messenger RNA from Klebsormidium nitens, 2930 nucleotides. The record is from the annotation of a GenBank genome assembly. Lineage: Eukaryota; Viridiplantae; Streptophyta; Klebsormidiophyceae; Klebsormidiales; Klebsormidiaceae.
UAUAGAAGGAGGCGGCCCUGGAGGGCCAGACAGCGCGCGAUCUCCAGAAACCUAAGGUUGCAACGGGUCUGCUUCUGACUGGCUGACUCCUGCGCUUCUGAUUGUUGCGCCCUUUGAUGGCGUUUUGGAGAUUGUUGGCUGCUGAGGGGGCGGCGGCGUUGCGGCGGAUUGACCGGGGCCCCCUCCCUGCGGGCUUGCACCUGGCGGCGCAGUCCCUGCUGCAGCGCGCUCACCACUCCCUGCUCACAGCGCCCGUCAGCACGCACGCCGCGCACACAGUGCGUCAGGCGCUCGGUGAUGCCCUGCUGGGUGUGCGGGGGCCAGGCGGUGCGCGCCGCGGGCUGGCCUACUUCCAGGGCCAGGAAGCUGCGCACCGCUGGCGCCAGAUGGACCACUCCUCCAGCUUUGCGCGGCGCGGCGUGGACGGGGACAAGGCGGCGGCGGCCUACCUGCGUGACCUGGCCCGGCGGGACCCCGCAGCGCUGGUGGCGCAGUACGAGGCGGGGCAGCUGCCCAUCACGGAGGCCACCGUGACGGAGUACGUCAAGGCGCUCGCCGCGCUGGACCGCCUGGACGGGGCCGCCCUCCUGCGCACCAUGCACCAGGGUGCCCCCCACUCCGCGAGCCCCCCUCUCCCCCCUGCCUCCCUUGGGGCCGCUGCUGCAGACAUGGCGGGAGGAGCCUUCCUACCUGGACAAGGGGCUGUCACAGCAGAUGGGGUGUUGGGCACGGCCAAGGCGCCGCUGCACAUGGUGACGGCGGACGGGGGCUGGAAGCGGCAGGCGUGGGCCACGCUGCGCACGCUGGGCACCGCCUUCCUCGUGCUCUCCGCGCUGGGGGCCAUGGUGGAGGACAACAAGAUCGGCAAGAACCUGGGCCUGAGCGAGGAGGUGCAGCCGGCGCUGGAGAGCAGCACCAAGUUUGCGGAUGUUAAGGGCGUGGACGAGGCCAAGGCGGAGCUGGAGGAAAUUGUGCACUACCUGCGCGACCCCAAGCGCUUCACCCGGCUGGGGGGCAAGCUGCCCAAGGGCGUGCUGCUGGUGGGCCCUCCUGGGACGGGCAAGACCAUGCUGGCCAGGGCCAUUGCAGGGGAGGCCGGCGUGCCAUUCUUUUACAGCAGCGGGUCGGAGUUCGAGGAGAUGUUUGUGGGCGUGGGCGCGCGGCGCGUGCGCGACCUGUUUGCGGCGGCCAAGAAGCGGUCGCCGUGCAUCAUCUUUAUGGACGAGAUCGACGCGGUGGGCGGGAGCCGCAACCCCAAGGACCAGAAGUACAUGAAGAUGACGCUGAACCAGCUGCUGGUGGAGCUGGACGGCUUCAAGCAGAACGAGGGCAUCAUCGUCAUCGCCGCCACCAACUUCCCCGAGUCCCUCGACAAGGCGCUGGUGCGGCCUGGCCGCUUUGACCGCCACGUGGUGGUGCCCAACCCGGACGUGGAGGGGCGGCGCCAGAUCCUGGAGUCGCACAUGGCCGCCAUGCCGCGCGGCGCCGACUGCGACCUGACGAUCAUCGCGCGCGGCACGCCCGGGUUCAGCGGCGCGGACCUGGCCAACCUGGUGAACGUGGCGGCGCUCAAGGCGGCCAUCGACGGCAAGAAGGCCGUGGACAUGGAGGCGCUCGAGUUCGCCAAGGACAAGAUCCUGAUGGGCACCGAGCGCCGCAGCGCCGUGCUCACGCCCGAGUCGCGCCGGCUGACCGCGUACCACGAGGGCGGCCACGCGCUGGUGGCGCUGCACACGGACGGCGCGCUGCCCGUGCACAAGGCUACCAUUGUGCCGCGCGGCAUGGCGCUCGGCAUGGUCACGCAGCUGCCCGACAAGGACGAGACGUCGGUGAGCCGGCGGCAGAUGCUGGCCCGGCUGGACGUGUGCAUGGGCGGACGGGUCGCGGAGGAGCUCAUCUUCGGGCCCGCCAACGUGACGUCAGGCGCGAGCAGCGACAUCGCAGCCGCGACGCGCAUGGCGCGGCAGAUGGUGACCAAGUACGGCAUGAGCGCCGCGGUGGGCUGCGUGGAGCUCAACUACGAGGACGACGGGAAGCAGCUCUCGCCCGCGACGCGCGCGGUGGUGGAGGCGGAGGUGAAGGACAUGCUGGGCGCCGCGUACGCCAACGCGAAGCGCAUCCUGGUGGAGCACGAGAAGGAGCUGCACGCGCUCGCGCGCACGCUGCUGGAUCAAGAAACACUGACGGGGCAGCAGAUCAAGACGUUGAUCGAGGAGGUGCGCGCCGGACGCGAGCCCAGCAUGCUGGCGGCCCCGCGGGGCCAGCCGGUGGGCGCGGCACCGGCAGGCAGCAUGGCGGGCAAGGGGCCGCGCAAGCAAGGGGCGGGCGCGGCAGCUGCGGCCUCAUGACAGUCGAGUCGUUGUUGCCAUCGGACGAGGCCGGGGUUGGCAAGCAGGACGUGACGCAGGAAGAAGUUGACCGCGUGCGCAUGGGGGAGCUUCUGAAGGCAAGGGCAUGUCAACUUCCCUGUUCAGCUGUAGCUGGUUAUGCCCACACUCCGCUGUUGCUCUUUGCUGGAGGCUGUGUACACGGCUGGUAAAACACGCAGGGCGAUAGUGCAUGUCUUUACCGUUGGAAGACUGGGGAGGACAUAGCGCUGGUUUGAACGGCACCCUUUGGGUUGAGGGUAGACUUCAAUUUUCCGUGUAUUGAAUCAUUGACACACGCAGGCGUCUCAGGUCAUGCAAUGGAUGCAAACAAUGAGCUCUAUCUUGUCAUCAACGUAUUACAUACUUUGCACUGAUCCCGAUUGGCAAUAUUAGCACGUACUACAAAUGGUUAAAUCUUGACACCAUCCAGACAGUUGAUUGAGCACGUGAACUUUCAUAUGGGCCUCUGGCAGCUUUGGCGGUUGCAGUUUCUUCGACCACCGUACGUGUAUAAGCUAAAUACUAUGAUUUUGAAGUAAGUUAGGCAGUCUUGAUCAGCAA